Molecule: messenger RNA, 2566 nt
Organism: Bombyx mandarina (wild silkworm)
Lineage: Eukaryota; Metazoa; Arthropoda; Insecta; Lepidoptera; Bombycidae
Product: zinc finger protein basonuclin-2
Source: RefSeq, a predicted model, not a curated record
UCCUCAGUCGCAAAGCGGCCGCGUCGCGCGGCACCCGCUUCGUAAUUUGCGUUUUUUGUAUUAUGACAGUGACGUGAUGGAAGGAAAAGAGUUCGGUGCGGUUCCUGGUUUGCCGGCCGGCCUGGACUAUUUUAUGAUGCCGCGAAUCAGUCAGCCCACACCACAGUUCGACUUCAGGAAGCUCGGCGCCAGUUUCAGCGGCCGGAACGAUGAGAGAAGCGAAGAGCAACGGCCGAUCGAGUACCAGCCGGACCGCCGUGACCCGCCGCCGGCGCCGUGGCCUCUGGGCCUCGGGGUGCAGUUCGUCAACCCCGCGACGGGCAAGAAGAGAGUGCAGUGCAACGUGUGUCUCAAAACAUUUUGCGAUAAAGGUGCUCUUAAAAUUCAUUUUUCCGCGGUACACCUACGUGAGAUGCACAAGUGUACAGUGGAGGGAUGCACAAUGAUGUUCAGUUCGAGACGAUCUAGGAACCGGCACAGUGCUAACCCGAAUCCAAAACUGCAUUCGCCUCAUGUGAGACGCAAGAUAUCAGCACACGACGGUAGGUCUGCGCAACCGUUCCCAUUGCUGCCGGCUUUAGCCCGACUGCCACUACCGCCACCGGCACUCUUGCCACCUGAGCUUGCAGCGCGUCUGCCUCCGCCUUUGACUGGGCCUCCGGGUCAGACACCACUUCCGCCUCGCGUGCCGCUCGACGAUCUACGCAAUUUCAGUGAAAUCGAAAAAAUGUACAGAAAGAUUCCUCCAUCUGAGGACGCUUCCCGAAACGUAUUAGACCUGGCCAAGCUACCAUCCAUGCCUGAAGAGGAGUCAAUCAAUUACAGUGAAAAUAAUGAUGACGUCUCUGAGGACGAGGACAAAAACAAAUGUGAUAACAAUAUCAGAUCUCUUAACAUUGAAAGGCACAAUUAUGACGACGAACCUGAAGAUUUGUCCGUCAAUAAAAAAAGAGAGAGUGAUGAUAAUAAAACAGCUUUAGUUAAAUGUGAAACCAGUAGUAAUCGCAGUGAACCUCCCACCGCCCUGGACGAUAAAGCAUCUGUUCCAAAUAAACGAAAACGUAAAAGCGGCAACCCUACUCGUUGCUCACAGAAUAACGAAUACAGUGUUUCAGACGAAGAAUAUCAAGGGGAUAUAUUUAGGAACUUGUCGACGCCUGGGUCCAGUCGGGCAGACGAUGAACCUUUGUCGCUCAAAAAACAAAAACCAGAGGACUUGUUGACAUUUCGGAACGGAGAGGAAAUUGCUGUGGAUACGGAAUCGCUGACGCGAGUUAAGGCUGAAAGUGAAUCGGACGAUGAAUCGAGCGCUCCCAGUGUUGUGCGCGAGGGCCUAAGGCUGCGUUCUGAUCUAUAUACGCCAAGUGACAGUGGAAGUGACUUACACGCGAUGGAAGAGAGACUCACAAGGGCUCGGUCACCAUCGGCCAGCAGUGAUCGGACCGACGAGAGGGAUGUCAAUGAACUUGAAAUUCCCAUUGACGAUGAAAAUCCGGACAGGUGUACAGCCUGUGGAAAAAUAUUUCAAAACCACUUCACUUUGCGGAUGCACUAUAGAAAUGAUCAUUUAAAAUUACUUCAUCCAUGCGAUGUGAAUGGAUGCGAUGCAGCGUUUCCGUCACGAAGGAGCCGCGAUCGUCACAGUUCGAAUGUUGACCUGCAUCGCCGAUUGUUAUCCACGAAUUCGCCCGAUGGACGAGAACAAAGACCAGCGUUUGAAGUUAACGCUGAUCUACUCAACAAAUUAUAUGCAGACAUUAAAGGACUAGCAACGACUCUAGAAAGUCUAAGAUACAACGGGAACGAAGAGGCAACACAAUUUCCAAGCUACGUCACGGAAACUAUGAAAUUCUACAGCAGGAAUUUGACAGCGUUGCAAGCAGGAAUGUUCCCGCGAUUCGGCGAUCGCAGUUUUUUUCCAGCCCCCUUUCUAAUGGGUAAUGGAAUUCCACAAGCGGGCGGGCCGUAUGGAGUGUCAGCUGGAGCACAAUCCGCUCGAGAGUCAAUGUCCCCCUUGUCUGCAUCCUCACCGCCAGUUAUCUCGCCUGGCAGAUUGGACGCAGCGAACGCCCGUCCCCGAGAAGAUGCCAAACUGCUUUUUCGCGAGACUUCAGAGUCUUUUAAGAAAAUGACGUCUCUGUGUGAGCGCCAGGACCAACUCUACCAGCACCACGUGCCGGUGUCAUGACGAGGUCGUUACCCUCGCUCGCCCUGGUGAUACCUCACUUCUUGAAGCCGGCGGCGCGCGAAAGACACUACACAUCUUGAUUGUUAAUAAUUUUAAAUAUUGUGUUAAACCUAUUGCGUAUUUCGUUUUGUAUUUUCCUUGUGAUAUUUAGACAAAUAUUAUAUUGUAAUUGUAAAGCCCACGAACUGUAAGUUAUAAGGGGUAGUUCAGCUUGGGUGUUCAGUUGGCGUUGUGAAGCGAAGUGCAAUACGGACUCGAAUAUUAUAAAUAUUAAUGGACUCUUGUACGAUAUCGUAUCGUGUAGAGUACUCGUAAUCGAUGUUGAAAAUAAGCGCUAUUAUGAUCAGCUUCAUUUAUUGUUCUAGCGCAAUAAACACA